UAUUGGCAAGAGCUUCGGUGGAGCUCAGCACUCUUGGUUGACUGUAUUACUCGGUCAGUCGGUUUGGAGGUACUCCAGCAAUCGUCGGUACCCAGCGAUCGCAGAGUGUUGUGUGAAGCUCUAAGCUGUGCGGAGUGUGUGUUUCCGUGAGAAUCCAGCCACGAUCACUGCCAACCCAUUUCCGGAAGCAGCCACUGUACCUACCAUCCAGACUCUUCCGUCAAUCGAUUGCGUAGAUUGCAUCCCAGAAGAAUAUUUUCUUAUUUAUUUAUUUUUUUUUUAAUUUGUGAACUGAUUGGUGUUGUUUCUUUUUCUGCAUAAAGUCUAAUACUGAAUUUUUCACUACAAAUUGCAAUAAUUGAAAAUUCCUCUGUUACUUCACUAAGUUUUUUUUUUAAGUUGAAACAUUUAUUGCUCCCAUCGUAAAGCCAAUGUGUUUGUGUUAAAUUGCACUAGUGCUUUUUUCUAUUUUACUUUUGAAGACAGCAACUUUGGUUUAGUAAAUUAUGUGAUUUUUGUGAAAAAAAAUAUAUCGAAAAAUUCCUCUAAAACAGAAAUUCUCAUAGACGAAUUUUGUAUUUAAAAAAAAAUGUGAAAGUCUUCCAUAAUAAAAAAUAUAGAGAAACAGACAUAGUUUAAAACACAUUACGAUUUCAAAAACAAAUUUUCUCUCAGUGAUAGCUAAAAAUUAGUGGCAAUUGUGACUGAAUAACUAUUUGCAAUCUCUAGAACGAUACUAAAUAGUGAGACUUUCUUCGGAUUUUGUGAACUGUGCAAGAGGAAAAAAAAAGGAAUUUUUGAAAAUCCCAGGAUUUUUGCAAAUUUUUAGUGUGCUGUGCUAUGCUGAUUGUUUGAUCAGGAAAAAGGAGUUAAGGAUUGCAUGUGAUUGAACUGGAUUGAAGCUGGUUUUUUUGGGUUAUUCACAAAAGUUGCAUGCAACUAGACAACAUUUUCAACAGUUGGUAUCAACUUCUGGUUUACCAUCGGUAGAAAAUCGAUAAUCCGUGGGGAAGGAAAGAAAGACUAAAUGCAGAUGUGCCAUCGGGGAAAAAGGGUAGUUUAAGUGGUCAAGGAGUCUCCAUUGAAAAAAAUUCAGAGUGAAAGACAAGGCCUCCGAAGUUGGUUGUCUAUGGAUGGCCACCGCAGGACGGAGGGGCAGAAGUCGAAGAGUUGCUCACGAAUGUGAUGUCUUCCACGAGUAUGGAUAUUAGUGAAACCUUCAGACCGGAGGAUUUGUCGAAAACUGACUUCUUCGACUUUGUCUCAGCAUCCACACCACAGAUGGGCAUCGGAGUGGGUGUGGACAGGCCUCCAGGUGUUGAUACGAACGGUAGCAGUGGAGAACACCCGCCUCUACAAGGAUACGAUCAAUUCUGGGGCACAGAUAAGGAUCCCAAUCGAUUGGAUCCAGCCAUUUUUGAAGACCUCAAUCGAUUCUAUUGGAAUCAACAAGGCAACAAUAUGUCCAGCACGUCGAAUUCCAUCACAAACACUGACGGACAAAUUUACACCUUAACAGUAUUAAAUAAUUCGGAAUCUUGGCUGCGAAAGGAAUCCACACAGGAUCCACCACCCACCCAGCCACUGGAUCUGGACACCCUCCUUGGUAGUUUUCCGGGAUACAUUAAAUCCGAAUAUUCGUAUGAAGAUAGUGGUUUUGGAACCGAAAAGACAGACGAUCUCCUCCUCCAGCAGCCCACACAGCCAUCGGUCUCUGGUUCAGUUACCGUGAAUAGUACAAAUGGGGGCAAUAGCGUCGUGACGGCGGCCUUCCAGAAUAACAACAACGACUGGCAGAUGGCUGAUCACAACAACACAGAACAGGAUUCUCCGGAAUCACUACUGCGCAGUGCGCUCCAGGGAAAAGGCUACGCUAAGGGGCUGCAAGUCCAAAAUGGCAUCACAAUAAUUCAGGCUGGGAACGUGGCAAAGAGCGAUGAAGAGCUCCGGAGAGCGCUCUUUUCACCUGAUCAGGAAGCGAUUGGUUUUGCUGAUUCAACGCUCACGAAUCCCCUGUUCGAAGAUUCCACCGUGAGUUCGCCACAGCAACAGAGUGGACAGAGUUCAUCGGGAGGUGGUCAGGUGGUGGAUGAUAUGUUCCUCACACUCGACUCUGCCUUCACGGAUGACUUCGAGAAACUAAAGCGGAUUGCAUCGGAAGUGCAACAGUUUUGCACGACAACGGACAAUUUUUCCGAAGUUAUAAUUGCCACCAAUACUGCCAUUCCACCUGGCUCGGGUGUUUCCAAAGCGCGCCCCGGUGUCGUCGAGGUGUCCACCACGAGUCAGGCUCCAUCUACAACAACAACCAGCCCCGCAAAAUCAACAAAAAAGUACAAACGCCUCUCGAGUGGCGCCCCAUCGAGUUCAACGGGCAGCCUAAAUGCCGCCACCUCGAGUCCACCGGCGUGCAAUGGGCAGCGGAAGGAGCGCAGCCUCCACUACUGUACCAUCUGUUCCAAGGGCUUCAAGGAUAAGUACUCUGUCAAUGUGCAUAUCCGUACCCACACCGGCGAGAAGCCAUUUGCGUGCUCACUGUGUGGGAAGAGUUUUCGCCAGAAGGCUCACCUGGCCAAGCACUACCAGACACAUCUUGCGCAGAAGAACACCGGAGGUGUCGUGAAGAAUUCCAAGGCCGCUGCUGCGGCAGCCGCUGCAGCUGCAGCUGCAGCAGCCCAGCAACAGGGCCUCUCCUCAACACCCACCAACGGCGCCCCCAUCAGAUAAGUCCCCGACUCACUCGAUCCCUGCCCCAUUUGCGGACAAGACCCUAGUGCAUUUUAACCGAAAGAACUGCCUGUGAUUCCUGUAGGCAGUUUCCUUACCCGAUGCAUUUUAGCAUGAAUGAGAUUCUACAUGGAACUUGUUGAAAUUAAUAUUGGCCUUUUUGGGGAUUUUUAUGAGAUUUAUUGAAGAAGCAUUUCCAACAAAUAUUUUCCAAAUAACAUUUUUCCAAUUCGACCUGCUCAUAGCUAGAGUUCGAUUCUCAAAAAGUGUCUCAGCUAAAAAGCAAAUGGGUGUAAACACAAGUAGAUUUUGGUUCUCCAAUAGUGUCUUGGAUAAAAGGUACAGUGCUCGCUUCGUAAUCCGGAUGAUUGGGAGACAAUAUGACAGAUGUCCGGUUCGUAAUCCGGAUGGAUUUUUUGAAUUUGUUCAACGUCUCGAAAAUAUAAUACAAGUUUUUUUUGUAGAAGUAGAAUAAAAGUUUUAAAGAAGAUCAAAAAGACAUAAUUAUAGAAUUCUAUACUAUUGUACUUAAUUUAUUAAACAAAAACAUCACAGGAUAAUUCAUUUUCAUUGCUGAACACACAUGCAUACAUAACCUCAAAAUGAUUUUAAAUGUAACCGUCGAUAACUCGUCCGGAUUACGCCGAUCCGGAUUAGAGAGCAGGCACUGUAAAUGGAACUCUAUUUGCACAAAAAGUCGUUGAUGUUCGAAGAAUUCAAAUUUAAUUUCGAAUUUUCAUACUAUAUUUUCGAACAAGGUGGGGAAAAUUUAUAAUAUAUCACACUAGAAAGCUGGCAAAAGAUUUACUCAGUGAUUAUGGAGUGAUUAAAUAAUGAGACAAGAACAGUAAGAAUCGCUGUUUUUUUCCUCACAAAAACGUGAAGACCGACACAUUUUGACACUUGAACACUUCGAAAUUCGAAGAGGAUGUACAGUAGAGUCCCGCUAUAGGCCAUCGCUCUAUAGUCCACAAUUUAUCGACCGUUGAUUUCAAAUCACUGAGGUUAUGUUUUUUAGUACGCGACAUGCAAUGUUGCCAUAAUUAUUUUAAUAUUUUUGGCAAACUUUAUUGAUUAGUUGUGAUAAUUGUGAUCCAUAAUGAAGAGAGCAAGGACAAGUACCACAAUCGCAAAGAAAGUGGAAGCCGUCGAGCAAUUUCAAUACUAAAAGUCGUUGAUAAUUUUAAAAAAAUUACAUGGACUAUACAAGUGUCAAAUCUGGAACCAAAUAUGGACUAUAGCGAGACUCUACUGUACCUUAGUCACCUUGCGGAAUUAUCAAGAAGUAAGAAAGUCUCUUUUUUGGAUUUUCAAAUAGAUUUUAGAAUUUU
Molecule: messenger RNA, 4058 nt
Organism: Phlebotomus papatasi
Lineage: Eukaryota; Metazoa; Arthropoda; Insecta; Diptera; Psychodidae
Product: zinc finger and BTB domain-containing protein 20
Exons: 7
Coding region: 1186-2727 (513 amino acids)
Biological process (GO): regulation of cytokine production; regulation of immune system process; negative regulation of transcription by RNA polymerase II
Source: RefSeq, a predicted model, not a curated record